This is a messenger RNA of Salvia hispanica, 1548 nucleotides long. RefSeq lists its product as uncharacterized. The record is from RefSeq and is a predicted model, not a curated record. Gene Ontology annotation, cellular component: protein-DNA complex; nucleus. NCBI's taxonomy places the organism in Eukaryota, Viridiplantae, Streptophyta, Magnoliopsida, Lamiales, Lamiaceae. Gene Ontology annotation, biological process: base-excision repair, AP site formation; base-excision repair; DNA alkylation repair. Gene Ontology annotation, molecular function: alkylated DNA binding; DNA-7-methylguanine glycosylase activity; DNA-3-methyladenine glycosylase activity.
CUAAAAACUGCAAUUUUACCGCAAUCUCCCCCAAAUAAUACCAAGUUUCCCUCUUUCGCCUUCAUAAUCCCCACCACCAUCGCCGCCGCCGCCGACACCCUCUCCCUCACUACCCCCUCCACGAUUCUCAUGGGUGAGCAGGCUCACACCCAAAUCGAAGCCCUACCUAAACCAGAAUCCCAAAUCGAUAAACCCAAUUCGCAUCCAGAUUCCAACUCCCAACCAUCACCACCCAAUUCCGACCAAAUCCCUCAUCCCCACCCCGCCACCUCCGUACCCGAGGCAUCCCACCCCAUCCCCACCGAGAUCUCCCACCACAAUCCCUCCAAAAUUCCAAUUCGCCCCCAAAAAAUCCGCAAACUAUCGGCUCAGACCACCGCCGCUGUGAAGCUAGCCACCGAUGAUUCCUCCAUCUCCGCUUCGCCUUCUUCAGCCCCCAAUCCGGCCGCCAUUACUCCCGCCUCCGCCAAGAACCGGCGGCGUAGCGUCUCCCACGCUCUCCCCCAAAUAAUCAAACCCUUGUCGGCCGACGGAGAGAUUGAAUCAGCCAUCCGACACCUCCGCGCAGCUGAUCCUUUACUGGCCCCACUGAUUGAUUCCCAUCCACAGCCGCAUUUCGAGUCCCACCACCCCCCAUUCCUCGCUCUCACCAAGAGUAUACUUUAUCAGCAGCUCGCCUACAAAGCUGGAACUUCCAUCUACACUCGUUUCGUUUCGCUCUGCGGCGGAGAGGACGUAAUUUGCCCUGAUUCUGUCCUUGCUCUCUCUACCCAGCAGCUCAAGCAAAUUGGGGUUUCAGGCCGCAAAGCUAGCUACUUGUACGACCUCGCGAAUAAAUAUAAAUCCGGGAUUUUAUCGGAUGAAACGGUGGUGAAGAUGGACGAUCGGUCAUUGUUCACCAUGCUUUCGAUGGUGAAGGGGAUAGGUUCGUGGUCGGUCCAUAUGUUUAUGAUAUUUUCACUGCACAGGCCGGAUGUUUUGCCGGUGAGCGACUUAGGGGUUAGGAAAGGAGUGCAGUGCUUGUAUGGCUUGGAGGAGUUGCCACGGCCUUCUCAGAUGGAGCAGUUGUGUGAGAAGUGGAGGCCUUAUAGGUCAGUCGGGGCAUGGUACAUGUGGCGGUUCGGUGAAGGGAAGGGAUCCCCAGCUACCAGUUCUGUAAUGCCGCUUGAUGGUGGUGCUGUGCAGCCACUGCAGCAGAUAGAGCCACAUCAGGAUGGGCAUCAACAUCAGCAUCAGCAUCAGCUGCAGUUUGUGGAACCAGUUAAUGGCAUGGGCAGUAUUGGGGCAUGCAUUUGGAACCAGUGAUUACGAAACGCCAGUCUGGUGAUGUUCUUUGCUUCCUCUAAUGGGAUGAGAUGCUUGAUAAAUUCCAGCUCGAAUCGAGACUAGAAUCUUAGCACAGAGUUUGAAUGUUACAUUUGUAAGCUAUAUACUGCUAUUUUGGCUUAAACAACUCUAAUGUAUUAAGAUUUUUGUAGAGUUGAUGGAAGCUAGGAUAUGUGGAGAAUUUGAAUUGGUAUCAAUCUGGGAAGUAGCUUAUUUAAACCA